This is a messenger RNA of Trichophyton verrucosum HKI 0517, 636 nucleotides long. RefSeq lists its product as uncharacterized. Gene Ontology annotation, molecular function: GTPase activity; GTP binding. The record is from RefSeq and is a predicted model, not a curated record. The coding region runs from base 1 to 636 and encodes 211 amino acids. NCBI's taxonomy places the organism in Eukaryota, Fungi, Ascomycota, Eurotiomycetes, Onygenales, Arthrodermataceae. The transcript has 4 exons.
AUGGCUGCAAGAGCUCCAGGAGGCCGGACCAGUGCUAGGUUCGCCCAGUUCAAGCUUGUCCUUCUUGGUAAGAGCUCCCUGGUUUUGCGAUUCGUCAAAGAUCAAUUCGACGAUUACCGAGAGUCUACCAUCGGCGCUGCAUUUCUUACACAGACCAUAUCACUCGACGAGACUACGACAGUAAAGUUCGAAAUAUGGGAUACCGCUGGCCAGGAAAGAUAUAAGUCGCUCGCGCCCAUGUACUACCGAAAUGCCAACUGUGCCGUCGUCGUUUAUGAUAUAACCCAGGCGGCGUCUCUUGACAAGGCCAAGUCGUGGGUAAAGGAGCUGCAAAGACAAGCGAACGAGAAUAUCAUCAUUGCGCUUGCUGGAAACAAACUCGAUCUCGUCAACGAAAGCCCUGACAAGCGCGCCAUUGAAACCGCAGAUGCAGCUGCUUAUGCCAAAGAGGCCGGUUUGCUGUUCUUUGAAACAUCUGCCAAGACGUCAACAAAUGUACGGGAGCUAUUCACUGCUAUUGCGAAGAAACUACCGCUUGACCAGGCCGGCCCACGGAAUCUGCGAGCAAACCCAAGACCGGGCGUUGAUUUACGCCCAGAGUCGGCGAACACACAAGGAGGAGCUUGCAGCUGCUGA